This is a messenger RNA of Lotus japonicus, 1917 nucleotides long. RefSeq lists its product as uncharacterized. Gene Ontology annotation, cellular component: nucleus. Bases 155 to 1657 code for a protein of 500 amino acids. The record is from RefSeq and is a predicted model, not a curated record. Lineage: Eukaryota; Viridiplantae; Streptophyta; Magnoliopsida; Fabales; Fabaceae. The transcript is spliced from 9 exons.
UAGUCCCAGAAGUGCGUCACAAGUCAUAACCGCUCACUCGCACGAGAAUUUCCCAUUACAAAACGAGCGUGUGUGAUUUAAACUCCGUUUAGAGUGUUUAGACUGAGACUGAAGCAGAUCGAGGGUGUACCCUAAUCCACACACACCACCAGACAUGGCAGAAGAGAGUGAGACGAAGAAGACGAAGGAGCUAGAGGAUACUAAUGAUGUCGAGUCCCAGAUUCAAACCGCUAUGAGCUCUCGCGUCCCUUACUUCAAGGAACAAUCCGAUUCAUUGACAUUUGAGGGUGUUCGUCGAGUGCUCGAGAAGGAUUUGGGGUUGGCGGAAUUUGCUUUGGAUGUGCAUAAGAGAUUUAUCAAACAAUGUUUGAUCAAGUGCUUGGAAGGGGUCGGUGAGGAAGAUGGCCCAAAGAUGCCAGGGGAGGAGGCAGCGGAAAAAGGUGCAAGUACACGUGAGUCAGUAAGACCAAAAGAAGAAGGCCAGUCAGAAGAUGUAAAGGAUCUUUGCCCUGAAGAUGAGGAGAAAAUGGAAGACUCACCAGUAUUAGGCCUUCUUAAAGAACAAAAGGGAGUUAAAGUUGAAACCUUCGAACAAGAAUACAAUGGAAAAAAAAUAGUUCUGAGUGAGGCCCAAAUUAAGAAAGCUGUUAGGAAAAGAUCUUCAUAUAUCAAGUCUAAUGCAGAGGAAAUUACUAUGGCUGGUCUACGGAGACUAUUGGAGGCAGAUCUUAAACUUGAGCCAUAUACUCUUGAUCCCUUUAAGAAGUUUAUAAGUCAACAGCUUGAUGAGGUAUUAGCUUCUUCUGAAGUUCUUAAACCUGCGAGCAAUGCAAAGAAAAUUGUUAAGAAGAAACCUGCUACCAAAGUAACUAAAAAGGCCAGCAGUGAAGAGAACUCUGAUACUUCUGACAAGGUGAGUGACGAGGAAGAGAAUGAGGAAGAUGAAGUCAAACCUAGAAAAAAGAUUGUUCCAAAAGGCAAGACACAGACUUCUCUUGGACCCAAAAAGCGUAAAGGAGAGGAGACCAAUCUAUCCAGUAAGAAAAAGCUGAAGACUGCUAAAGCAGCCUCAGAAGACAAUAGUGAUACAGAAGAUAAUGAAAAAAACUCUGAAGAUGAUGAGCCCCAUUCAUCGCCUGAGAAACUUACCAAGAAGAAAGAGGUUCCAACUCCUGUGUAUAGUAAACGUGUGGAGCGCUUAAAAUCUGUUAUUAAAGAAUGUGGAAUGAGUGUUCCUCCAGUUAUUUAUAAAAAGGUCAAGCAGGUGCCUGAAAACAAACGGGAAGGGCAACUAAUUAAAGAGUUGGAGGAAAUACUGUCUAGAGAGGGGUUAUCUUCAAAUCCAUCGGAAAAGGAAAUCAAGGAAGUGAGAAGGAAGAAAGCAAGAGCCAAAGAGCUUGAGGGUAUUGAUAUGAGUAAUAUUGUUUCAAGUUCACGCCGAAGGUCAACAACUAGUUAUGCAGCUCCUCCACCACCAAAGCCCAAGAUUCCAGUUAAAGCUAGUGGCGAUGAUAAUGAGGGUAGUGGUAAGGAUAACGAUGAUGAAGGAAAUGAUAAUGAAGUUGAUGAAGAAGAUGAAGAAGAGGAGGAUAGUAAUGAUGAUGAUGAUGGGAGUGAGAGUGAAGAAUUUAACGAUGAUGAAGAGGACAGUGAUUGAACUCAGCAGAUUCUUUGGUCAUUAAAAGGUGAAUUUUUCCAAAAUUGAUUAGGAGGUGAUGGUGUAUAAUGUUAUGUAUUGUAGUGUGCUUUGCUUUUGUACCUUUUCUUCUGAUUUUGCUUUUCCCCUGUGGAAAUGGCCAGUACUUGUUGUUAGUUACAGAAAUAUUAACGUAGUUUCCUUGCUGAUCCAUCUAUAGGAACUUGGACACUUACACUCUGGGUUUAAAUUUAGUAUUUAUAUAUUAACUUAGUUUCUUC